Molecule: messenger RNA, 3449 nt
Organism: Musa acuminata subsp. malaccensis (wild Malaysian banana)
Lineage: Eukaryota; Viridiplantae; Streptophyta; Magnoliopsida; Zingiberales; Musaceae
Product: copper-transporting ATPase HMA4
Biological process (GO): monoatomic cation transport
Cellular component (GO): membrane
Molecular function (GO): ATP hydrolysis activity; ATPase-coupled monoatomic cation transmembrane transporter activity; ATP binding
Source: RefSeq, a predicted model, not a curated record
GACCGUCGGCAAUGUUCUGGUCGUCUUCUUCCUCUUUCUCACCCUCGUCUCUCGUCUCUUCUCUUCCCGUCCUCCCUUAUCUCUUCCUCUCGCCGCUCCAAAUCCAAAGACCCGAAGACCUUUCAGAGCCGUAGCCGCCGUCGCCUGUCUUCCUUACUCUCGCUCCGCCAAAUCGCACGGGCUAUCAGCUGAAGCAAGAUGGAGCAGAUCGGGGAGGCUAAUCUAACAGCACCGCUUCUACAACCCAACGGAAGUGUUGCUGUUGAUUUUUCGCAUGAGUCUUCUGAAAGCGACAAGAAGACCAGGAAGGUUGUGUUAAGAAUUCGUGAAAUCCAAUGUGCUUCUUGUGCAGUGUCCAUAGAAUCAGUGGUGGGGGAUAUGAAGGGAGUCGAGAGCAUCUCCGUAUCUCCUCUUCACGGCCAAGCAAUUAUAAGAUACAACCCUGAAUUUAUCAAUGCAAAAAGAAUCAAAGACGCCAUAGGAGACUUAAAAUUUGAAGUUGAUGAAUUUCCAGAUCAAGAGAUUGCUGUAUGCCGACUUCGAAUCAAAGGAAUGGCCUGCACAAGCUGUUCUGAAUCAGUUGAGAGAGCACUCCUUAUGGUUGAUGGUGUUAAAAAGGCCAUAGUUGGCCUUGCUCUCGAAGAAGCCAAGAUACACUUUGAUCCCAAUGUCACAGAUUCUGUUCACCUAAUAGAGGCUAUCGAGGAUGCAGGGUUUGGAGCUGAUCUGAUUAGCUCUGGAGAUGAUUUCAAUAAAGUGCAUCUUAAAGUCGAAGGUCUUAAUUCCUCAGAAGAUGCCACUAUCAUGAAGUCAUACCUCGAAGCAGUUGAAGGUGUGAAUCAUAUUGAAAUUGAUGAAGGGAGCCACAAAGUAAUUAUUGCCUAUGAUCCCGAUCUCACAGGUCCCAGAUCACUUAUCGAACGCAUACAAGAAGCUGGUCAUGGUCCAAACAUAUAUCAUGCCAGCUUGUAUACAACCACUAGAGUAAGAGAAACAGAACAGCAUCAUGAAAUUACAGCUUACAGAAAUCAGUUCCUUUGGAGUUGUUUGUUCUCGGUUCCUGUGUUUAUGUUCUCUAUGGUACUCCCUAUGUUUUCACCUGUUGGCGAUUGGUUAAGCUACAAACUAUACAACAAUUUAAACAUGGGAAUGUUACUUCGAUGUGUCUUCUGUACACCAGUGCAGUUCAUUAUUGGCUGGAGAUUCUAUGUUGGAUCUUAUCAUGCACUGAGACGGGGAUCCGCUAACAUGGAUGUUCUGGUUGCAUUAGGAACUAAUGCGGCCUAUUUCUACUCCGUAUACAUUGUUAUAAAAGCAUUAACCUCAGAAUCUUUCGAAGGUCAGGACUUCUUCGAAACCAGUUCUAUGUUAAUAUCUUUUAUUCUGCUGGGUAAGUACUUGGAGGUGGUUGCAAAGGGCAAGACAUCAGAUGCUUUGGCAAAGCUGACAGAACUUGCUCCUGAUACAGCUACUCUGCUAAGUUUAGAUGUGGAUGGAAAUGUAAUCUCAGAGACAGAGAUUAGUACUCAGUUAUUACAGAGGAAUGAUGUGAUCAAGAUAGUUCCAGGUUCAAAAGUUCCAGUAGAUGGGAUUGUUAUAAGGGGUCAAAGCCAUGUGAAUGAGAGCAUGAUUACUGGAGAAGCAAAGGCUGUUGCUAAGAGACAAGGAGAUAAGGUCAUCGGUGGUACAGUGAAUGAGAAUGGAUGCAUACUAAUUAAGGCAACUCAUGUUGGAUCAGAGACUGCUCUCUCACAGAUAGUUCAGUUAGUGGAGGCGGCUCAACUUGCAAGAGCUCCAGUGCAGAAGUUAGCAGACAAGAUUUCUAGGUUCUUUGUCCCAAUGGUUGUGGUUGCUGCCUUCAUCACUUGGCUUGGUUGGUUCAUCCCUGGAGAAACACACUUAUAUCCAAGGAGUUGGAUCCCAAAGGCGAUGGAUGGAUUUGAGCUAGCUCUGCAAUUUGGGAUUUCAGUAUUAGUGGUUGCCUGUCCAUGUGCUCUAGGACUAGCAACACCAACAGCUGUUAUGGUUGCCACUGGAAAAGGUGCUUCUCAGGGGGUCCUUAUAAAAGGUGGUAAUGCAUUAGAGAAAGCCCACAAGGUGAAAGCUGUUGUUUUUGAUAAAACUGGAACUUUGACAAUUGGAAGACCUGCAGUCGUCCAGAUAAAGAACUUUUCAAAGAUAUCAUUACAAGAGCUAUGCAAAUUGGCUGCUGCUGCAGAGGUUAACAGUGAGCACCCUUUAGCAAAGGCUGUUAUAGAACACUCGAAGAAACUACACCAGCAGUAUGGGUUUUCUGAUGAUCACUUGCUUGAAGCCAAGGACUUUGAAGUGCAUCCUGGUGCUGGAGUUGGCGCCAGUAUUGGAGGCAAAAGAGUCCUUGUUGGGAACAAGAGGCUCAUGCUUGCCUUCCAAGUCGCAGUAAGCCCUGAAAUCCAAGACUAUGUAUCAGACAUGGAGCAUUUAGCCAGGACUUGUGUUCUGGUUGCUGUUGAUGGUGUAAUCUGUGGUGCUUUUGCUGUCUCUGAUCCCUUGAAGCCUGAGGCUGGCCGUGUAAUUUCAUUUCUAAAUUCCAUGAGUAUUUCAAGCAUUAUGGUGACCGGUGAUAAUUGGGCUACUGCCACUGCCAUAGCAAGGGAGGUCGGAAUUGAGAAAGUAUUUGCUGAGACAGAUCCCGUGGGAAAAGCUGAAAGAAUUAAGGAUUUGCAGAUGGAGGGGUUGACAGUAGCGAUGGUCGGUGAUGGGAUUAAUGACUCACCAGCUCUGGUUGCUGCAGAUGUUGGUAUGGCCAUCGGCGCUGGCACAGACAUUGCCAUCGAAGCUGCUGAUAUCGUUCUGAUAAAGAGCAACCUGGAGGAUGUAAUUACUGCCAUCGAUCUAUCAAGGAAGACUCUAGCAAGGAUCCGGCUCAAUUAUGUAUGGGCUCUGGGUUACAAUGUACUCGGCAUGCCAAUCGCUGCUGGCAUCCUGUACCCAUUCACCGGAAUCCGGCUUCCUCCAUGGCUCGCUGGUGCCUGCAUGGCCGCCUCAUCGCUCAGCGUCGUUUGCUCCUCUUUACUUCUGCAGUCGUACAAGAAACCACUGCAAGUCCAGGAUGCACAGGGACGUGGAGAUUACUUGAAUUAUGUUUGAAGCAGGAGUUCUCAUUGUAUCGAUCACCACCUGCUCGAAUUAUAAGUUGUAUUGCUCCCAGGAUUGCUGAACUUUUCUGUAGUACAUGUUAAUUUCACAAAUCAUUUCAAGGAUCGAUCGAUAAUGUUGACAGUUUCAUCUGUGACAGUGAUGCAGACUGGGAGAGUUUGGUUUGUCAUUAUUUCAGUGCUGCUACCCUUUUCAGGGUUUUUUGCAUAAGAACUCAAUUGUCGAAAGACUAGCUAUCAUAGCCUUGUAUUCUUGCAUUUGUCACAAACGCCACCUCUCAGGUAAUCAUCGAUGAUCAACCCUUGGGUUAA